Fusarium oxysporum Fo47 is the source of this 1918-nucleotide messenger RNA. RefSeq names its product pyridoxal phosphate-dependent transferase. Gene Ontology annotation, molecular function: L-2-aminoadipate:2-oxoglutarate transaminase activity; pyridoxal phosphate binding; aromatic-amino-acid:2-oxoglutarate transaminase activity. The record is from RefSeq and is a predicted model, not a curated record. The transcript has 4 exons. The coding region runs from base 135 to 1814 and encodes 559 amino acids. NCBI's taxonomy places the organism in Eukaryota, Fungi, Ascomycota, Sordariomycetes, Hypocreales, Nectriaceae. Gene Ontology annotation, biological process: aromatic amino acid catabolic process; L-tyrosine biosynthetic process.
AUUUCGAGUAACGAGUUUCUUCCUUCAACAUCUUGCUAAAUCUUAAACCCCCCUGCUCCUUGAACUUCCACGAACCCCUCAGCCAGCUCCACUUACACGGUGCACAACAUCUCAUACCUUCACAUACCUUCACGAUGCUCCCAGCUGUGAGAGGAUCACGGCUUGGGCCAUUGGUUCGACAUGGUCGCUCACUUCAUACCACAUCGCGGUGUCUGUCAAGCGCUGAGGCUGCCCCGGCUGCCCGUCCAGCGCAUUAUGAUACCUCACAGCAGCUCUCCGCUAUCGAUGCCGUGAAGGAGAGACGACUGAAAGCGGGAAAGCUUGUGGCUGGAGUUGCUGCUGCUUCAGAUAGCGACAUGUUCAAAGGACCGACUACCGGACUACCCAAAUCUAAGCGAUGGGAUAACCAUUUGAGUCAGGAGAGUAGAGUGCGAGAACCAUGCACUCUCAAGCAAGCAGCUCGCUACAUGAAGAAACCUGGCCUUAUCUCACUGGGCGGUGGCCUGCCGUCCAGUGAAGUUUUCCCCAUCGCUGAACUCGGUUUCAAAGUCCCCGUCGCACCAAAGUUCUCCGAGAAAGAGACUGAAGAAUCGGGUCAAACUGUAACAAUUGGAAAAUAUGACGUGAGAGAUCGCGGAGGCACUUAUGACUUGUCCAUUGCUUGCAACUACGGCCAAGCUACGGGAUCCCCGCAGAUGAUGAGAUACUUGACCGAACACACUGAGAUUGUGUAUAACCCUCCCUAUGCAGACUGGAAAGUUUGCCAGACAAUCGGCAGCACCGGAGCAUUAGAAGAGGCGUUGCGAAUGUUCUGUGACAAGGAUCGUGGCGACUCAAUACUCACUGAAGAUUUCAGCUUCUCGACUGCCCUGGAAACAGUUGGUCCUCUUGGUGUGAAGGCAUUUGGCGUGGCGAUUGACGAAGAGGGCCUCGUCCCCGAGGCUAUGGAUGCUCUCUUGUCAAACUGGGAUGCUAAAGAACGAGGUUCGAGGAAGCCUCAUGUGCUGUAUACUGUUCCCUCAGGACAGAAUCCCACAGGCGCAACACAGGGAGCCGAGAGACGAAAGGCCAUCUAUGCCGUGGCGCAAAAGCAUGAUCUAUACAUCAUCGAAGAUGAGCCAUACUACUUCCUCCAGAUGCAACCCUACACGGGUCGCGACCAACCUGAAGUACCACCACCAGAGACGGUUGAGGAGUUUGUCUCGUCUCUCAUUCUCUCACUUCUAAGCAUCGAUGUUGACGGACGAGUUAUGCGCAUGGACUCCUUCUCAAAGGUCCUCGUGCCAGGCUCUCGUCUUGGUUGGAUAACAGCGUCGGAACAAAUUGUUGAGCGGUAUAUUCGACACGCUGAAGUCGCAAGCCAGGGGCCCAGUGGCUUCUCUCAGGUCAUUCUAUAUAAGUUGCUUGAUGAGACAUGGGGACACGAGGGUUACUUACGAUGGCUGAUGAAUUUGCGACUGGAAUAUACAAAGAAGCGCAAUGCUCUUCUGGCCGCUUGCGAAGAUCAUCUGCCUAGUGAUCUUGCCAGUUGGACUCCUCCUGUCGCUGGCAUGUUUAUGUGGAUUAAUAUUGAUCAUACAAAGCAUCCUGAAGCAGGAAAGCGAAGCAUCGUCGAUAUCGAAGAAGAGAUUUUCAACUCUUGUAUCGAGAAUGGUGUUCUUAUCGCCCGGGGCUCGUGGUUCUUGACUGAGAAGGACAAGGCACCACCGGGACUCUUCUUCAGAGCGACAUAUGCAUCUGCAACGCCUGAGAAUAUGAACAAGGCUAUUGAAAGAUUCGGAAAGGCUGUAAGAGAUAGCUUUGGUAGGAAGUAGACUUUGUCUUGGCAUCCAGUUGCUGGAAACAGGGACAAGUUUGAAGAUUCAGACAGUUGAAGAAGACAUCAGCCAAUUGGUAUGGGAAAAAAAUUAUAAGUACG